This is a messenger RNA of Choloepus didactylus (southern two-toed sloth), 2462 nucleotides long. RefSeq names its product family with sequence similarity 118 member B (gene SIRAL1). NCBI's taxonomy places the organism in Eukaryota, Metazoa, Chordata, Mammalia, Pilosa, Megalonychidae. Bases 915 to 1967 code for a protein of 350 amino acids. The record is from RefSeq and is a predicted model, not a curated record. The transcript is spliced from 8 exons.
GCGCCUCGGCGCCUGAGCACUGUCCACGACUCCACGGUUUGCGUUCUCCAAGAGCCCUGCCCUGGGAGACCGUUCCUCCCUUUGGGAGACGCUCCCACUCGACACCACCACCCGCCCCCGCGCCCCCUCGGCAGCGACGCCUCAAACGCUCGCCCAGCGCUUUCUCAGUCACCCCGCUCGUCCCUCCUGGCAACCGCAUUCCCGGUGUCCGGCACCCCGGGAGGGACGCGCCGUGGCCCUCGCAUUUCCUUGCCGCUCGUUCUUCGGGAGUACCCGGAUCUCUGUAGCUUCUUCCACCCCUCACUUCCCUACUCUCGGCUUCUUUCUUUCACGUCGUAACCUGUCCUCCUCUCCCAGAGAUGACGGGAGACCUUCCGUUCUCCAGGGGCUCCACCAGCCCAUAGUUCCUUCUUAGGGAGCACCUUGGUUUCCUCCCCGCUUCUUCAAGAAUCCACUUCACCUCUCCCUGCUCCUCCCAAAGAAGAGAGUGAAAGUAGGGAGCAUGGAUGGUCCCUUCUCCCUUCUGCUUCCUUCAUUUUCCGCUUCAUAGUUUGCAACCGCCCCACACCCCGUCUCCCUCUCUCGGUGGUUGCGAUGUUGUUGAGACUCCCACCCCCAAACUGCGAGCGACUCCCUCUGAAUCCACCACCGGGCGGCUGGGAAGAUGAACAUCAGGUCCUGUUGGCAAUGUUAAAAUUCCUGGGAACAAACCUGCCGUUUGUUAAGAAGCCUAAUGCCGAGUUCCGAAGAUAGGCCCUGAGAACUAAUGGAUCCGUAUUGCCGAUGUUCUCUUCGAUUUAACGCUGUCCGAGGAGGAGAUUAGGUAGUUGAAUGAGGUUUGGGUCGUACCCCUCCCAGAGGGAUCGGCCGGAGGGAGCCAUCUCGAGUACGAAAUAAAGUUGAACAGAAACUGGAUGGCUUCUACAGGGAGCCAGGCCUCUGAUAUCGACAAGAUUUUUGAAUUCUUCAGUGAUGGUGCACCUCCCACCAAAAAGCCCAGGAAGCUGCUUCCCAGCUUGAAAGCAAAGAAGCCUCGGGAACUCGUGCUGGUGAUUGGCACAGGCAUCAGUGCUGCAGUUGCACCUCAGGUUCCAGCCCUAAAAUCCUGGAAGGGGCUGAUCCAGGCCUUACUGGACGCUGCCAUUGAUUUCGAUCUUUUGGAAGAUGAGGAGAGCAAGAAAUUUCAGAAAUGUCUCCAUGAAGACAAGAACCUUGUCCAUGUUGCCCAUGACCUCAUCCAGAAACUCUCUCCCCGUACCAGUAAUGUUAGAUCCACAUUUUUCAAGGAUUGUUUAUAUGAAGUAUUUGAUGACUUAGAGUCAAAGAUGGAAGAUUCUGGAAAGCAGCUACUUCAGUCAGUUCUCCACCUGAUGGAAAAUGGAGCCCUAGUACUAACUACAAAUUUUGAUAACCUCCUGGAACUGUAUGCAGCAGAUCAGGGAAAGCAACUUGAGUCCCUUGACCUUACAGAUGAGAAAAAGGUCCUAGAAUGGGCUCAGGAAAAGCGGAAGCUGAGCGUUUUACACAUCCACGGAGUCUAUACCAACCCUAGUGGCAUUGUCCUUCAUCCAGCUGGAUAUCAGAAUGUGCUCAGGAACACCGAAGUCAUGAGAGAGAUUCAGAAACUGUAUGAAAACAAGUCCUUUCUCUUCCUGGGUUGUGGCUGGACUGUGGAUGACACCACUUUCCAAGCCCUUUUCCUGGAGGCUGUCAAGCAUAAAUCUGACUUAGAACAUUUCAUGCUGGUCCGGAGAGGAGAUGUGGAUGAAUUCAAGAAGCUUCGAGAAAACAUGCUGGACAAAGGGAUUAAGGUCAUCUCCUAUGGAAAUGAAUAUGCUGAUCUUCCCGAAUAUUUCAAGCGACUGACGUGUGAGAUCUCCACGAGGGGUAGAUCAGGAGUGGUGAGAGAAGGUCAGCUAAAUGGUUCCUCCGCAGCACACAGUGAAAUAAGAGGCUGUAGUACAUGAGAGGGUGAGAGAAAUCACCAUUAGACACAGCUGUUUAAGGCGAGGCCUGCCCUACUAUGGACAGCGUUUUAACAAACUUAGAAGAACCAUCACAGCUCCCAGGAAGUACCAAACCUAGACAUUGAUGGUUGGGGGUAGAGUAGGGGGAAAAUGUUCCAACUAAAUCCUUCAUUCCAGCUGGUUCUUGACACUCUGCUGUCUGUUCCAGUUCAGGACUCAAGUGACAGCAGGCACAAGCAUAGGCCCUCCAGGCUGGACAUGCUUGUGUCAUCGCCACAGGCCCAGGCGACCCCCACUGGUUGUGGCUACAGCUCUGCAUGAAGGACUUGGGGACCCAGAGCUGUGCCCCUUGUUGCAGUUUUGUACUCUAUAUUUGGUUUUUCAAUUAAGCUUAAUGGCUUUUUAAAAACAUGACUCAAAGCUCUAGUUUUCUAGAUCUUUUACAAUGUACAGUAUUUUAUGUAACUGAGCUAUAUUAAAAGUCUGUUCAUUUAC